Ilex paraguariensis (yerba mate) is the source of this 1326-nucleotide messenger RNA. The record is from the annotation of a GenBank genome assembly. Lineage: Eukaryota; Viridiplantae; Streptophyta; Magnoliopsida; Aquifoliales; Aquifoliaceae.
UAUAAAGCCUCUCAACUAACCCCAACCCAAAAACAUAACCAUUCAUCGAAAAACCCUGAUCACAAUUUUACCAUAUCAUGUGUGAGAGUCUCAAGAACGAGUACCAACUUUUUGAAGAGAUCGGCCGUGGUAGAUUCGGUACUGUCUACCGCUGCUUCAGCCCAUCUUCCGGUGAGUUCUUCGCCUGCAAAACCAUUGACAAACGCCUCCUUACAGACCCAACAGAUCGCGAGUGCUUGGAAAAAGAACCCAAAGUUCUCCAACUCCUCAGUGGAAACCCCCACAUACUCCAAAUCUACAAACUCUACGAGGACGAGAACUAUCUCAACAUCGUCACUGACCUGUGUGAAUCCCCUGAUCUUUACGAGAGAAUCACCAAAUCUACCUUCACAGAGUCCGAAUCUGCGACGAUUCUGAAAUCGCUGAUCUCGGCGAUAAGUUUUUGCCAUCAUAUGGGUGUUGCUCAUAGAGAUAUAAAGCCUGAUAACAUAUUGUUUGAUUCGAGAAACAGAUUGAAACUGGCUGAUUUUGGGUCGGCGGAGUAUUUCGGCGCCGGUAAUGAGAAGGGGACUAUGAGAGGGGUGGUUGGUACGCCGUACUAUGUGGCGCCGGAGGUGUUGAUGGGGAGAGAGUACAAUGAGAAGGUUGACGUGUGGAGUGCUGGUGUGAUUUUGUACAUAAUGUUGGCCGGAGUUCCGCCUUUUUACGGUGAGACGGCGACGGAGACUUUUGAGGCGGUGUUGAGGGGAAAUUUGAGGUUUCCGACGAGGAUUUUCCGGUCAGUAUCUCCAGAGGCGAAAGAUCUGCUGAGGAAGAUGAUCUGUAAGGAUGUGUCCCGGAGGUUAUCUGCCGAUCAAGUUCUCAGACAUCCAUGGAUCAUUAGUGUAGGAGAGACCAGAUCAAUGGCUGAUCUCACCUGAAAAUAUUACUGCUAUUAAGUACUAACAACCUUUUGGUGUACAUGAACCAUGUAGAAAGAGGAGAGAUGAAAGUCCCAAUGAAUCUUUGCUUUGCUCAUGCACACAAGGACUGAGGACUUUCUUGUUUGGUCCUUUUUUUUUUAUUUUUUUAAUUUUUUGUUCUUUUGUAAGUUUUGGAGAAGAGUUUGAGAUUGUAAAUAUAUGAGAUGCGGAAUGAUAAAUAAAAGUUUGUGUGUGAAUCAGAUGCUGAGAAUCCCUUCUCUCCAGACCUUCUGUUUUUUGGGUCUAGGGAGUGAGCAGGUGAAAAAAGCACUGGUGCUUAUGUGUAAUGUCUUCUGUUAUGGAAAUUGUGGAUCUGCAAUAAAAAUUUCCUGUUUUGCCGGAUUUGCAAUCCGUAUGUCAAAGU